ACCUCGUCAACACGCGCAUACACAUCAGUGGAGGCUGACACUAUAUACUUUAGCAGAUAUAUACAAACAUACACUCAGCUCACGAUCGAGAGAGAGAGAGGAACACAACGUGUGUGCAAACUUGUAUUUUUCUCUGACUGUGUUACUUUAAUCUGCCAUCGUGGAUUUCAAAGAGGAACCCAUGGCCAAUAGUGCCAUGAUCUCGCCCAAGCCUGGUUACCCGGCAGCAUCACCCGUCAGCAUGAAUACGAUGACGGGUAUGACGGGCGUCGGGAGUAUGACGUCCAUGAACAGCUACAGCUCGAUGUCGACCACGGGUAUGCCGGGGAGUGCGAUCACCAGCAUGAGUGGUAUGACCCACGCGGGUAUGACGGGGAUGUCGAGCAUGUCGAGUAUGGCUGGGAUGGGAAUGAACCCCGGCAUGGGAAGCAUGGGUCACAUGAACUCGAUGGGGAGUAUGAACACCAUGGGCUCCAUCAAUGGCAUGAACUCAAUGGGUGCUAUGAACAACCCCGCUGCGAUGUCGAUGAGAUACGCCCAAGCUCAGGCUGCCAACUCUAUUGAUCGUAUCCGUGCUGAUAAGACAUACCGACGAUCUUACACCCAUGCUAAACCUCCUUAUUCUUACAUCUCUCUUAUUACCAUGGCCAUCCAGCAAUCUCCGCAGAAAAUGGUGACUUUGAGUGAUAUUUACCAGUUUAUCAUGGACUUGUUUCCCUUUUACCGUCAAAAUCAACAACGGUGGCAAAAUUCGAUACGCCACAGUCUCUCGUUCAAUGACUGUUUCGUCAAAGUCCCGAGAACGCCCGAUCGACCUGGAAAAGGGAGUUUUUGGACGCUCCAUCCUGAUGCUGGUAAUAUGUUCGAGAAUGGAUGCUAUCUGAGACGCCAAAAGCGAUUCAAAUGCCCCAAGAAGGAGGCCCAGCGGCUGGCGCAGAAAGCAGCCGGAGACGACGGGCAACCGAUUGAGAACGGGGAACCCAAUACCAGAGACCCUUCAACGCCUGUAUCACAUCCCACCCCAACCGACUCCGUAUCAUCAGACGGGGGACUGCCCAACCAGAACCAGCAACUAGAACACCCACAACAAGUACCAACACCACAACACCAACAACAAGGCGCCACACUGCAUAAGAUGGAGAAUCAUCAGUUAUCACCGCCACACAGCAUGAGCAGCUACGCCAACCCGUCUCGUCCCAUCGCCUACCCGACAGCCUCGGCGACCAUGGGUAUGUCGGGAAUGACGGGCAUGCAUCCAGCCAGUAUGCUAGGAGUAGGACAACAUCCAUCCUUCGCACAUUCACAUCCAUUCUCCAUCAACAGUAUAAUCUCACCUGAACAUAAACUGGACAUGAAGGCUUAUGAGGCCAUGGGGUACAACCCCUACAAUAUGGGCAUGCAGGCUCAGAGUGCGAGACCCAACAUGGACUAUAACUCUCCAAUGGGACCUGGGGAGGUAACAUAUAGCCAGCUCCAAACGGCUCAAGCAAACCAUGCAAUGUGAGUUAAUACUCUGGUAUGUGUCUAGAAACUAUUUGGACCUUUUCUAUUUCAAUUUAUAAUGUCAGUACCAUCCUGUAAAAGUUCUAAUUUGUGAUAGAGUAUGUGUUUAUAGAAGAACAGAAAGAGAAACGUCACAGAUAUUGGUAUAUUGACACGACCAGUUAUAGAUGGAGCACGCCACAUUAUUUGUUUUCUUUUGGAAGAAAUAUUGUCAAAUUCCGAGCUGAACUUUAGAUACUGAAUAUCAUCUUUCAGUGAAUUAACUUGUUUUUCUACUCUGACAAUCAUUCACAAUUUGUGCAAAUGUCACCAUGUGUUAAAUGAAAUAGAAAGAGAGCUUUACAUUUUAGUGUUCUUUUUGUUUGAACCCCAAACACUCGGUUAAAUCAAUCUAAUCAUUGUAAUAUGUAUAAUUCUGAAAUGUGAGUCACAUCGCCAAAUUCAAUUCCAACAUUAUUCCAAUAAAUAGACUUCUUGAUUUUAUUGUGAAUGAAUGCAUAAUUGGUAUUUAUUUAUUUGAUAUUGGUAUAUAUUAGUUCUAGAAUAUUUGUCAUCUAGCUAGUUUCCGUAGCCCUGUAAUACAACAGAUCACUUCAUGUUUGAAAAUAAUUCCCUGUCCAUUCAUUUCGAAGGGACGCUGAGAAGAAAUUAACAGGCAAAUAUAAAGUUGCGUUCGUUUUUAUUUAUAUCGCAGCAUCGUACACAUUCAUAAUUACAUUUUUCAUUUUUUACUUUAAUACUCCAACAAAGAUAAAUUGUGUGCAAUGUUUGCAUAAUUAUGUUCAGCUGGAAAGUAAAUGAAGUGUUUCAAAAUUGUUAAUUGAGGGCUUUUUCGAGGAAUUUAAUUUCUGAAUGAAAAUAAUUAGCGUAGGAUUUAAGGUGUUUCACCAAAGUGCCAAAUGCAAUAUUAAAUCUUAAACCUACAUCUCUCUGUCACGACUUAAAAUUAUGUAAGUAUAUUAUAUGUCUGUCUUUCUCGUAGUAAACAUUUUAUCAUAACUCCUGUAUUAACAAUUUCAUGCCAUUUUGUAAGAGUUACCGUGUCCAAUUUUGAUACAGACACCGUUACCGUUUUUCUUUUUUUAAGAAAAGGAUUUAAAGAAAAUAAAGACUUAAACAAAUUAGAUCAAACAAAUUCAUCUUUACUUGGUGAAAGAGAUCCAUUCAAUAUCAUAUUUAAUACCAAAGAAUUCCGUAUCGUAUGAUAACCUGUUGUUUUUAUGAUUUUAUUUUUUAAUAGAUGUACGUUGCACAACUCUUGUGUAUAUUUUUCUUGUAAACUACAUGUAUAUGUUCAUUUUUUUUCGAGAGAGAUUUAAUCGAGUGCUAUGUUGAGAUAUAUCAAGCAAAUGAUGUUCAAAAGAGAAAUAAUGUCC
Molecule: messenger RNA, 2879 nt
Organism: Strongylocentrotus purpuratus (purple sea urchin)
Lineage: Eukaryota; Metazoa; Echinodermata; Echinoidea; Camarodonta; Strongylocentrotidae
Gene: FoxA
Product: forkhead transcription factor A
Biological process (GO): cell differentiation; anatomical structure morphogenesis; regulation of transcription by RNA polymerase II
Molecular function (GO): transcription factor binding; DNA-binding transcription factor activity, RNA polymerase II-specific; RNA polymerase II cis-regulatory region sequence-specific DNA binding
Source: RefSeq, marked provisional